Emys orbicularis (European pond turtle) is the source of this 975-nucleotide messenger RNA. It is a transcript of the gene GGACT, whose product is annotated as gamma-glutamylamine cyclotransferase. The coding region runs from base 12 to 485 and encodes 157 amino acids. Gene Ontology annotation, cellular component: cytosol. The record is from RefSeq and is a predicted model, not a curated record. The transcript is spliced from 2 exons. Gene Ontology annotation, molecular function: gamma-glutamylaminecyclotransferase activity. Lineage: Eukaryota; Metazoa; Chordata; Testudines; Emydidae.
UGGCGGGUAGAAUGGCUCGUGUUUUUGUGUAUGGAACCCUUAAAAAAGGCCAGCCCAACUACCAGCACAUGAAAAAUGGUACCCAUGGGAGAACAAAAUUCCAAGGCAGGGGACGCACCAUGGAGAAAUACCCUUUGGUGAUUGCAGGAAAAUAUAACAUUCCUUUUUUGCUGAACAUCCCAGGAACUGGACACCAUGUUACUGGAGAGAUUUAUUCUCUUGAUGACCAGAUGCUGCAAUUCCUUGACGAAUUUGAAGGUUGCCCAGACAUGUAUCAACGUACUCCAGUGAGAAUUGUAGUAGUAGAGUGGGAAGGUAAAAGCAGUGCACCUGAAGAGAGGCCAGCUGUUAACAGCAUUAUGGAAUGCUUUAUGUACAGCACAACUACCUACCAGCCAGAGUGGAUAAAUCUCCCUUACUAUGACAAUUAUGAUUCCUUAGGGAAUCAUGGUCUUCAUUAUGUGCUACGUGAAAGUAGAGAUUAAAAAUGGAAGGUAACACAAUGUAUUAAGAAAAUGCACUAAACACAUGUUGAUCACAAGCCUCUCUCAAGUAAAUCUAGAAUACUUUUAUUGAAGCACCUAAGACCUUUUGUAACCUUUCUAACCACAAAAGCAUUGAUUCUAACAUCAUUAUCAUAGAGAUACAGACUCUAAUGCCAAGCCUGGCAAAAUUUUACUUGUUCCCUCGGCCAAGAUGAAUAAUUGUUUUUGAUGGGUGAGUAAAAUACUUUGUGUUUGGGUUUUUUCUUUCUUUUGUAAAAUCAAGGUAAAAGGGCAGCUGAGUAGAAGGGUUCUUCACGCUAACUGGUAAAGUUUCAUGUCAGUUUUGUAAAACUGGUAAAACAAUAGUGCUACUGCAAGAUAAUGAAAUAUGGCUGAUUUCAGUAUAUUGGAAAAACAGCUCAGAUCACUUCACGACACUCCUCAGUCAGUAUGUGUCUCACAAGAAAACAAUUACAUCUAUGUCAAAUGC